Melitaea cinxia (Glanville fritillary) is the source of this 2002-nucleotide messenger RNA. It is a transcript of the gene MICU1, whose product is annotated as calcium uptake protein 1 homolog, mitochondrial-like. The record is from RefSeq and is a predicted model, not a curated record. NCBI's taxonomy places the organism in Eukaryota, Metazoa, Arthropoda, Insecta, Lepidoptera, Nymphalidae. The coding region runs from base 220 to 1671 and encodes 483 amino acids. Gene Ontology annotation, biological process: calcium import into the mitochondrion; mitochondrial calcium ion homeostasis. Gene Ontology annotation, molecular function: calcium ion binding. The transcript has 11 exons. Gene Ontology annotation, cellular component: uniplex complex.
GCGGUUGUGGUCGAUGUUGUUGUAGGCCUUUGUGGAACGCGCCCAUUAUAAAGAUUUUUGGCAAACGUCAAAUAGUUUUUAAAUGAUAUUGUCACUUGUGUCAAAAAAUAAAAAUAAUUCAGAUUCAGAUUCGUUCUAAAAAAUAUUUUACUAACAUCGUAAUUAAUUAUUAUUUUAUGAUGCAGUUUAGCUUAUAGGGAUAAAUAUUUAACUACGAAAAUGUAUUCUCGACUUCUCAAAAUACCCAAAGGUAUAACUGUAGUAAGAAACGUGCUGAACAUUGGUGAAGCUUCAAAGACCAUAACACCAUUUAGUAUUCGUUUACAAAAUUAUCAUAACGAUAACAAAAAAGAUAACUAUGAACGUUUUCGGAGAUAUUCUAACAAGUGCAUGUUAUACUCAAUAGCAGCUAGUGUUGUAGCAUACACAUCUUACAGAAUUUGGUUACGAUACCAAGUUUUUCCAUCAAUAACAGCAGCUGAAGAAAUUGUCAACACAGAAUCAGAGAAUGAAGGUGAAACUAGGAAAAAAAGAUAUAGAAAAGAAAAAAUUGGCUUCAGAGAUAGGAAGAUAAUUGAAUAUGAAAAUCGGAUGAGAGCUUAUUCAACCCCAGAUAAAAUAUUCAGAUAUUUUGCCACAAUUAAAUUGACGUAUGGAGAUAAUACUGAAGUUUAUAUGACUCCCGAUGACUUCUUAAGAGCUAUUACUCCUGGCAUGAAGCAACCUGAUGGUUUAGGACUAGAUCAGUACAGAAGAUAUGAUCCAAAAAACAUCGAUGAGACCAUUAGUCAACGACUCAACUUGGAUUUAGAUGAGGAUUCAAUAUUCUACAAGCUCGGUUCUUCUGGACUUAUUACUUUCAGCGACUACAUCUUUUUGCUAACGGUAUUGUCAACAUCACGACGUCAUUUCGAAAUCGCGUUCCGUAUGUUCGACCUCAACGGUGAUGGGGAUGUGGAUUGUGAAGAGUUUGAAAAAGUUGCGGCGCUCAUUCGCCAACAAAGCAGCAUUGGAUCUCGGCACCGUGAUCAUGCCAACACUGGCAACACUUUCAAGGGUAUCAAUUCGGCGUUGACUACAUACUUCUUCGGUUCCAAGCUGAAUGGGAAACUAACUAUAGAAAAGUUUUUGGACUUUCAACAACAAUUGCAAAAGGAAAUUUUAUCACUCGAAUUUCAAAGAAAACAACCAGAUGAAAAUGGUCGAAUAACUGAAGCGGACUUUGCUGAACUCCUAUUGGCAUACGCUGGCUAUCCCGCUAAAAAGAAGGCUAGAAUGCUUAAACGUGUUAAAAAAAUGUUCCGCGACCACGGCGUCGGUAUAACGAAGGACGACUACCUCAAGUUCUUCCACUUGCUCAACAACAUCAACGACGUGGACACCGCGCUGACUUUCUACCACAUCGCGGGCGCCUCCAUCGACCAGCCCACGCUGCGGCACGUGGCGCGCACCGUCGCGCACGUGGACCUCGACCCGCACGUCAUCAACGUCGUCUUCACCAUAUUCGACGAGAACAUGGAUGGACAGUUGAGCAAUCGUGAAUUCGUAGCCGUAAUGAAGAACAGACUGCUUCGUGGACUGGAGAAACCAAAAGAUACUGGUUUUGUUAAACUAAUGUACUCUUUAUUAAAAUGCGCUAGGGAUACUAAACCCGCUCUUCUUGACUUCUAACACUUUAAACAUAUGUUUUAUAACUUUAAAUAUCUAAGCUUUUUGAUACCUAGCGUUUCAUACUUUUUCGCUUUCAUGUGUUGUUAGUGCGUUUGUUAUUAACUUUAAAUGCGGAUAAAUUGCACUAACUUCAAUCGUUUACUAAUAUAAUUAUUUUUCACUUAAAAAUACUAAAAAAUAACUUAGCAAGGUUCACCAUCCUGUGUGAUCUUGAAUUUGUAAUAUGUUAUAAAGUUAUAUAAUAUUGUUACAGAACAGAUACUCUCUGGUCAUCAUAAUCUUUAAAUUAGAGUAUAAGAAUAAAAAAAUAUAUAAUUUGUUGAAACAAGAA